AUGUCAAGAUCCAGAUCUUUCAAUGUCACUUCAGUGAUCUCAACAGGAACCUGGUGCUUUUCACUAUUCCAGUUGGUGCUCUCGGAUCUGCCAUGUGAAGAAAAUGAAAUGUGUGUAAAUUAUACUGAUCAACACCCUAAUGACUGGUACAUCUGGUCCCUACUGCUGAUUUUCUUGGUGUCUCUUCUCUGUGGAGUGGUGCUUUUCUGUCUCCAGUGCUGGCUGAAGAGACCCCAAAAUGAUUCCCCAAGACGCACCAUGGCUGUUUUUGCUGUUGGAGACUUGGAUCUCAUUUAUGGGACAGAAGCAGCUGUGAGUUCAACUGUUGGAAGUCACCUUCAAACUCAAAACCCUGAACAGUAUCCUGUUCCACAUUUUGACACAUUAGGUCCUCCACCCCCAUAUGAAGAAAUUCCAAAAACAAGCCAAUUUUAG
Molecule: messenger RNA, 435 nt
Organism: Sciurus carolinensis (gray squirrel)
Lineage: Eukaryota; Metazoa; Chordata; Mammalia; Rodentia; Sciuridae
Gene: Tmem207
Product: transmembrane protein 207
Exons: 5
Coding region: 1-435 (144 amino acids)
Source: RefSeq, a predicted model, not a curated record